Chilo suppressalis (striped riceborer) is the source of this 1278-nucleotide messenger RNA. The record is from the annotation of a GenBank genome assembly. Lineage: Eukaryota; Metazoa; Arthropoda; Insecta; Lepidoptera; Crambidae.
GUAAGAAGCCGGUGCCACUCGCAGCGCCGCCGCCAGUACAAUUUCGAUUGCGCGGGUGAACAGUCGAUAAUGGAUUAUUUUUGUUUUAUAAGACUACCUAGGUAAAAGAGAACGCAGACGAGAGCACAGAAGACAGCCAAGACGCUCCGUGGCUCGCUUAACGAAUUCACUGUUGCAUCUAUAAUAACUACCAUCGCAUUCUGCGGGACCUUCGUGUACGUGGGACCUUUCAGCCAAGGGAUUUUCUUCUUUCAAGUGCUCUCGGACAAGAUCAGGAGGUUCCAAGCGAUGAACUGCUUCAGCUCGACGAUUGUGCCUCUGUCCAAAUAUAUCUUUAUGCACUCCUCAAGCUUUCGCCUAAGCGUAAUAAUGAAGAUGAGUCGUCAAGGUAUGCUGUCACUUCCUGAAGGAAGUACAGCUCAUGCUACGAUGAGGAGAGUGCUCAGAAAGGCCAGUUUCGUCUCAUGGAUGGUGAUCCUGAACCAGGCUUUCAUCCACGUAUUCUACAUGAUUCUGCCAUUCGUAAUGACCAUUUUUGGCAGUGAAAGAUAUCUGCCAACUACACCUGGAGAUAUUUAUGGAAUUUCCUCGAAAUACCAGAGCCCUAACUACGAAAUCACCUUUACUCUAACAUGCGUCGCUGCAAUGUUCUCUGCGUUCAAUCAAACUGUUUACAUUGUCCUGUUCGUGACUCUACUAUCACAUGAACUUGGGCAUUUUUACGCAAUCUGCGAUACAUUUAACGACAUCCAUAAAAUCUUGCAUGACAAACAGCAUACCAAAGAACAAAACAACGAUCACAUAGACUCUUAUGUAUCCGAGAAUGACAAGCAUAAGAAAGUCGAAGAAUUGAUAAGAUUUUGUUUGAAACAUCACCAGUACCUAUUCAGAUACCACCACAGGAUAUGCGACCUGUACAAGGGUAUAUUUGGAGUGCAUUUUCUGAUAAUGAUUAUAGUGCUAGUUACAACCCUGCAGACAUUAAACUCAUGGGGGAUUAUGAACACAAUUCUGACCGGCGUCACAGGAAUCAUGCCUCUGAUGGUAUAUUGUUUUGGUGGAGAAAUGCUUAUAAAUGCGGGAACGGAUAUGUCUUUUGCAAUAUACUCGUGCGGUUGGGAGGAAAUGAAAAUUAAACAUGCAAGAAUGAUACAGCUAAUGCUGUGUUUGUCGCAGCACCCGCUCUGUUAUACCGCCGUCGGCAUAUUUGUAAUGAACCACGACACAUUUGGAAACGUCGCUCAAGUGAUUUAUAAAAUAUACGCAGUAUUCAAUUAA